This is a messenger RNA of Amphiprion ocellaris (clown anemonefish), 5769 nucleotides long. It is a transcript of the gene fibcd1b, whose product is annotated as fibrinogen C domain containing 1b. The record is from RefSeq and is a predicted model, not a curated record. Bases 883 to 2358 code for a protein of 491 amino acids. Lineage: Eukaryota; Metazoa; Chordata; Actinopteri; Pomacentridae. The transcript is spliced from 8 exons.
UCCGCGGUGCAUGAAGCAGUAGGCGCUGAGGCAGUGGCACAGCAAUCGAGGGCAGGGCGGUACAGGGACGGAACGCUGUCCUGGAGCGCGCCGCGCGUACCGAGGGGACGCGCUGAUUGACAGUCGGAGGCACGGAGCGCCCCGUGCGGCUCACAAGCGGAGCUCGCUAAUCUCCCCGCACCCGUCUUGUCAAAGGCAUCUCUGUGAAAUAGCAGCCAGAUCAGCCUGGUGCAAAUAAAGGAAGCUAUCCAUCCCUUGGGUUCGAUCCUGGAGGUUUCUGGCGAAUAAACAAGUAAAAACGGACGCGGCGGCUCUGCGACCCCAUCCCAUCCUGUCUUUACCUGCUCUAGUCAUAAGUGGACACAGUUCUGACCAUUCUGGCUCCUCAAACUGCACUGGUAACAGGAGUGGAUGGACAAAAAGGUCAGGUAGCACUUUGCAAUGUGAGAAGAUUUUGCCGUUUCUCUCUUGUGGAGUAAGAGGACUGCUGCGCUCGGUGCUGUUUUUCGGAUCAUUCUGGGGUUAUUUUUUGUUUUUUGUUCAAUCCAGACAAAUUGUGAAGCGUUUGUGAUUCAAGUUAAAAACCCUGGAGCUUGUGACAAAAACUCCUUUUCAUCCCUUUUAAUUGGAAUAACGGAUAGAUAAUCAGGAAACUCUCGGGAGGAAUUUAAGUUCCAUUUUGGUGCGUAAUUUGUGCGGUGAGUGCCGUUCCUGAACCGCAGAAGUAGUUGUGCUUCAUUGCUUCUUUUUCUUUUUUACAUUCAAUCCUCCAUUUUUUCCCAUGGAGUAGGCUGAAUCACAGGUAAAGACUUCUAAAGAGUGUGGCUUAUUCUCCGCCGCCUGGAACAAACAGGCGGAUCCGAUGCGCAGAUUCUUCGUAGGAUGGUAAAUGACCGAUGGGGAAUCAUGAACAGCUCUUCUGAACUCGAAGAUGGAACUCGGCAUAAAAACCAGACGUUCUGUGAAUGUGUGCCCAGCUCCUCCCAACUCAAACAUCGCUGGUCAGACUCAGAAACUGCCAGGGAGACCCCGGCCAAGAGGAUGAGCUGCAGCUACCUGCUCUGCACUAUCCUGCUCUUCGUGGCUGUAUUGUUGGCCGUCACCGUAACCGGCACCAUCCUUUUUAUGAAUCACUACCAGGCCCCGCCCAUGUCCGAUGGCCUCCCCCACAUUUCUACCAAUCAGGACGAGGCCAAUGCCCUGGUCACCGUGGAGAGAGGCGAUGGCUCUCGCAUUAACAUCUUCAUCGACCCCAACUGUCCCGACUACAACAGUAACUUUUUGCGCCUGGAGGGUGUUCAGACCUCACUGCUGCACUCACUAACCGACCACGACUCUGACCUGAAGUCAGUGAAAGGCCAGGAUCGAGCUCUGCUGGUCAGUCUGGCUGAGGAGGUGGCCAAGCUGUCGGCCCACGCCGGGCAACUGAAAAUGGACUAUGAAUCUCUACGCAGAGGGCAGGGCAGCCUCGGGCAAGACCUCAAUACGCUACAGACGGAACAGGGACGCCUCAUACAGCUGCUGUCUGACAGCCAGAUCAACAUGGUGAAGGUGGUGAACUCAGUUAGUGAUGCUCUUAAUGCCAUGCAGAAGGAAAAUGUGGGUCUGAAGGCGCGUGUCAAGGCCGACUUACAAAGGGCACCAGUCAGAGGGGCUCGUCUCAAGGGCUGCUCCAACGGCUCCCGUCCUCGUGACUGCGGUGAUCUGUACGCCAGCGGUCAGAGAGAAGAUGGUAUCUACUCCGUGUUUCCCGUUCACCACCCUUCAGGCUUCCAGGUCUACUGUGACAUGACCACAGACGGUGGAGGCUGGACGGUGAUUCAACGCAGGGAGGACGGCACGGUCAACUUCUUCAGAGGAUGGGAGUCCUAUCGUGAGGGAUUUGGCAAGAUCACCGGUGAACACUGGCUCGGGCUGAAGCAGAUCCAUGCCCUGUCCAUCCAGGGUAACUAUGAGCUUCGUAUUGACUUGGAGGACUUUGAAAAUAGCACAGCGUACGCCCAGUAUGGUACCUUUGGAGUGGGCCUCUUCUCAGUGGACCCUGAUGAUGAUGGAUACCCUCUGACUGUGGGAGACUAUUCCGGCAAUGCAGGUGACUCUCUGCUGAAGCACAAUGGAAUGAAGUUCACCACCAAAGACAGGGAUAAUGACCACUCGGAGAACAACUGCGCCUCCUUCUACCACGGCGCCUGGUGGUACCGAAACUGCCACACCUCCAACCUCAACGGCCAGUACCUGCGCGGUCAGCACACCUCGUACGCCGACGGCAUCGAGUGGUCCUCCUGGACUGGCUGGCAGUAUUCCCUCAAGUUCUCCGAGAUGAAGAUCCGUCCCACCCGCGACCCUGACAAUAAAUGACACUGACAAAAGAGAAAGAAGAAGAAGAAAUUUAAAAAAAAGAAAAUUUUUUUGAAACAUUACAAACCACAAUUUCUGACAGCUAGAUGGAGUUAAUUGUCUUGAUAUUGUUUAUCCACUAAAACAUACCUCUUUGAGUUUAGUUGACUCAAGCUGUUUGCCUCGUGAUGUCUCUCUUCCUUUUUGCUCCUCUUCCUCCAUCACUCAGCUCUACCAGUCAUGCCGGCUGCCAUAAUCCGUCCUGUGGUCCCAUUCUUUUUAAAAAUAAUACCCUUAUUUUUGGCCAUUCAGUCCACAACAACAGCAUACCAGCAGCCCUGAGCCCACAGUCCACUGCGCAAGCUUUGCUCAGUCUUACAUGGUGGUCCAGCCGUCCCCUGCAGAAUCACACACCAGUGACUUUUUCCUGACAUGUAACUCUGACCUCCCAUCUGUGCUGACGUCGCACUUAGACUGCGGUUCACUCUCACUGCCCAUUGCUGUAUAAUCUGUGAAUGGACAGGGCUGGUCCACAUAGAAGAGGAAAAAGAAACACCAUCCACACGAACCGGAGAUACAAAUUCUCAGUUUCCCCCCCCCCGUCCUCUUGCAAAGGAGAGUUUCACCUGUGAGAAGGGACAGCACAGCGGUGCGCUAUGCCACAUUUACAUCCGUGAUCUGUGUGAAUGAGACCCAGCAGGGUAGUGGCAAAGGAAGAAAAUAUGAGGUCUCGGAUAUUGAGAUGGAGGCGGAAAACGAGGAAACAAUUUGACAAGAGGUAAAUUGGCUGAAGAGAACGGAGGAUGGAGGGAAUCAAAAGGGGGAGAGAAGAGGAAGAGAGGAGGUUCCGAAAAGGAUGACAAAGAGGAAAAAGAAAGAGACAACGAAGGAUCUCAUUCAUCUAACUUGGGCCAUUAGGGAGCAUAUUGGGCACUUUGUCUGAUCUGCCUGCCAGCUGAGUACUGGCCAACUGAUGCAGCACUCACAGAUGGUAACCCAGCACUUUGUGUACGUAGGUGCGCAUGUGUGUGUACGUGUGUGAAUGUGCAUGUGUGUGUGUGUGUGUGUGUGUGUGUGUGUGUGUGUGUGAGACAGACAGACAGAGUUCUCUAACACGAUCAAUUUUCUGUCAUGAGUUCAGUAGAGCAUCUCGAUUGACUACAGUGUUUAGCACAGACCGACUAAACCUGAUGCAUGGCUGGAAUAGCUUCACUCUCUCCAUCUAAGUAGUUGGAACAUGGACUAACAAAGCCUGGAAGGUAUGUGGUUCAUUAGAGAGGAAAAAAGGCAUGAGACCUCUUGAAGGAAAUCUUACAUCCCCCCUCUUUCCCACCUCUAUUGUUUGUCCUCGUUCCUUCCCUCCUUCCUUUCCAGGUGAUUAUUAUGGGAUUUUGUUUUCGCGAUACAGUUUCUCUUGUCAUGCAAAUGAUGCAAAACUUGCUGUAAAAUAAGAUUUGACGCUCACAACCACUGUCUUUUUCUUCUGAGUAGAAAUUCUACAAUGUGUUGUGGCAAAGUCAAAAUUGCCUAAAGCAAAUCAAGAAAAAAAAAAAAAAAAAAAACGUUCCGAAGAAAAAACAUAAAGGCAACAUGUGGGCGGAAAAUAGUGCAAUUCCAAUUUUUCUGUCUUUUUUUCUUUUUUUUUUUCAAAGUCGGUGAAUCAACUUUUUUUUUCUUUUGGAUGUAAUAAAAGCUUUAAAAUAUCUGUAGAUUUCAUUGUACAGUGUGUAUGACUUUUAAAGCAUGUGAAUCUGUUUCUUACUAUGCUAAAACACAAAGAGAACUCAAGCACACAGGCUUAACAGAAUCCACUGGUUUGAAAAAAAAAAAAACUUAAAAGGUGAAGUGAGGUGUAUUUACAGAACUUUUUCCCCCUUCCUCUACCUGAACUUCAGCAGGGAGCGGCCUGUGCUGCUCUGACGAUUAAACUGGAAGAGGAGGAAUGUGAUUAUUUCCUUAAAGCACAUGCCCAUUCAUAUCUACAGCACAAACAUAAAUCUUUCUACAGAGGCACAAUACAGGAGAGAUUUCUAACCUCUUGGCACAUGAGCUGCCUUGCUUGGACAUAUGUGAUCUUUCUGACAUCUUGGCUUUGGAAAACUCCUGAGGCACUGGGAGACAGUUUUGAAUGUGUGCUGAAGGGUGUCGGCCCAGCUGGCGGAGAGUUAAUGUGUAGCACCGAGCAAUGUUGCGCUGAAUACCUCUGACACUGGAACAGCUGUGAGCUUCUCUGUCAUCGCCGGUGCCUCGUAAGGAUCUCCCAUCGCACCUCAGCUGUGUGCACACAGCUAGAUAUACGUCGUGUCUUGGUGGACCGCUGCCACCUCUUCUCAUCAAAGCACAGAGACAUGUUGCAAACACUUGGAGAUGGUUUAAAGGUUCGAUCAUGUCAGAGGGUGCAUUUAAGCUGUGUGAGGUCACUGAAGGGUGAAGGAACUGAACCGAGGGUGUAUGCAAAUGUGUGUAUGUGUGCGUCUCUGUGCUGGACAGAGCAUGUGUAUGUGUGUACACAGGUGUGCGUCUACGGUGUUUCUGUGUGUACACAUAUAUGCACAAUGCUUGGGUUUGUACAUGCCCAUGUGCAUGAGCCAGACAAGAGAAACAGGAGGCUGAGUGUGUCUCUCUCUGUGGAAUUUUGAAGUAAUGUGAUGCUUAUGUACAACUUGCCUCCCCUGCUAUUUGUGUUGAUACCAGAGAGAUUUACAUAAUUAUAAUGAGCUAUUACUUAUUGUGAUUGUGAACCCAUUAGAGUGGACACCACCUUCUGGUACUGUGUUGAACUGCGCUCGUAACCCCCAAAAACCCCCUCCGAGAAGCUCCCAAAAUUCACCUCGACACAGCGUUGUGCUCAUUGUAUAUGUUAAUGCUAUGUUGCCCCUUGUUAUUUAAAUGUAGAGACAUGUAUUAUUUGCCAUGCUCCUUUGUGUGUUUCUGUUGAGUGAAUGCCUUUCUAGUCACUCUCUCUGCUGCAGCUAGCUCCAAUGGAAGACGAUAAAAGAGUGAAUCAGAGGAUCUAAUCAUUCCCAGUUAUCCCAGUCAUUACAGAGCAUCAGCACCCUCCUGAUCGAUCCCCUCCGUCCCCAAACCUUCUGUCUUUCUUACUGUGUACCUCCUUAAUUGCCUCAGCCUCUGCAGCCAACCUCCCUACCCCCAGCUCCUAAAUUUUCCUCUCUACUCGCUCCAGCUCCUAACUCCCAUCCUCUUUAUUACACAGUUUUAAUUCUUUUCUUUUUUUGCGUCACUCCUGCCCCCGCCCUCCUCUCCCCGACCCUCCCAUUCCUUCAUUCGCAGCGCAGAACUAACUUUGUUUCCUUUUUCUUUUACUUUUGGUGAAGUACUAUAGAUUGUUUUGCUGAAUCUUGAUACUGUGUUUUAAUGUUCUUGUCAACAUUUAAUAAACAUUCACAUUUUAUAAAUGGGGAACACCCUGAA